UUUCCUGGGACUCUCCCCCCUCCUUCUACGAAAGAAUCCCUGUAAAGUGUACAGUGGGAUAACACAAUCUCUGGGAAAGCUUUGGUGAUGCAUGAGCCUCAUUCUGUUCCAGCAACAAUCUGUACGCUCAGAGCUGGGAAGGAACCAGGUCUUGCACCAAGCUGAGGCACCCGAUGCCCCAAACCACGGAAGAGAAGAAACCUGCUGUGCGGCAACGCAGCACCCAGCGCCAACACCCGGCGAAGGGCUUAAUCACUGCCAAAAGGGCGUUUUGGUCAGGGCCUCCAGAUGUCAGCGAGCAACUAUGCUGCAGAACAGGAUGUCGGAUUAAGGAGUCUCCAGUGAAACCCGUGCCGAGGCCAGGAAGGGAGGGUGCUGGGUGGUGCCGGGAGCCCGCAGCCGCUCGCUGGGCUCUGCCCCCCCCGGGCAACCCAUGCAGAGCUGCACACCCGGCAGAGCAGGGGCUGUGCUGCACCCUGACCCCAGCCCAGCUGCAGGAAGGAUCUCCCCGUGUUCGGGUUGGGAUGAGCGUGGUUUGGCUGUGCUGCAGAUGAUGGGCGGGCUGCUGCCUGUGCCCUGCGCAGCCUUAUCAGUGCUGGGAGUUAAUGUGUAACCUGCCCGUGUUUGGUUAGCACAGAAAAGCAAAGACGUGCUGGGAUAGACGUGGCCAGGACAAGGAUUUGGGCACCGGGGGACGUCGGACAUCCCGCCCACACUGCAGCCCGUGACAUGCCUGGGAAGGACCUGGGGCUGGGCAUGGCUGCCUGCAACUCAGACAGCUGUGACAGCAUGGUCAGCACAGCCUCCAACCACUCGCAGCGGAGCGAUAACAGCUAUGACUACUUAUCUGUGGAAGAGAAGGAGUGCUUGAUGUUCUUAGAAGAAACCAUUGGCUCACUGGAUGCAGAAGCAGAUAGUGGAGUUUCCACUGAUGAGACUGACUAUGCAGAGGCCUCCCGGCUGCCCAGGGCACGGCUGAAGAGAGACUCUGCUCCCCAAGAUCUGGAGAAGAGGGCUCCUCCUGGAAGCUCAGCUCAGCAGCAUGCAGCUGACCAGAAGGGCACUGAGGGCUCCUCUGGCUUCCCAAGCUCAGCUCCAGCAACGGCACCAAGCCCAGGCUAUCACAGCCUUCCUAGGAACAUCACUGCAGCAAAUGCACAAAGAGCAAACAGAGCUGAUGGCAAAACAGAUGCACGCACCAUGCAGGACUCGGUGCCACCGGGUAAAUCUCCACAGGAGAUGGGCAAGGAGGGCAGGCUUGGCCAAGCUAACAUGAGAAGAGAGGUGAGAUCCCUGAUCAUCCCACCUCCAGCUCCCUUCCAGGACAACCAGGAGAGCCAUGCAGAGCAGUCACAAAGCAAUGGCUCAGAUGCCAGAAAAGACAACACAGAGGAGAGUUGGACACGGCCCCGUCCAGCCCUGGGAAUGGCUGCUGUCCCCGGUCCCACAUCACUGCCACACCAAGAGAUGGGACAGGAGACUGCAGCGCUUCCUCAGAGCCAAGCAAAGCACCCAGCAGCACAGGAGGUCCCGCAGGACCCCGAAACCAAGCGUGGGCCUCCCACAGCCCCCAAACCACGAAAACUGCCACCAAACAUUAUCCUGAGAACCAGCAAAGCCAGCCCAGUGCCGCUCGGUGCGGAGCCUGGCCAGAAGGUGAAGGUACCACCACCAUCACCCGCCGGCUCUGCUGGAGACACUGCUGCAGAAAAGCAGCAUUCAGGGCAGCUCGACCCCAAGGAGAGGGAGAAGGCCCGGCGGGAGGCCCUGGAGAAGCUGGGGCUGCCACAGGACCUGCAGGAGCCCUGCGCCCGACCCGGCCCUGUGCCACCUCCCUGCAACCAGGGCCAGGCAGCACCGAGCACAGCCCCAGCGGGUCGGGCCAUGAACUUCAAAUCCAACACCCUGGAGCGCUCCGGUGUAGGGCUGGGCAGCUGCAUGGCCAAGGAGCCGGGCGUCAAGGGCAGCGGCUCGCUGGGCAAGAUGUCCUUCAUUGAGCGGCUGGCACCCAGCUUCCUGCGCAGCAGCAGACCGCGGCCCGCAUCCCUCAGGGCGGGGAAGGACUUUGCUGCACUGAAGGAGCCCACCGAGGUGGAGAAGAGCAGCAAGAGAAGGUCGAGCCCGCUGCCCAGCUUCCCCCGGCCGACCCGCUCCUGCGUCAGCGUGAAGAUUUCCCCCAAGGGUUCAACAGAGGAGCACCGGCGUGAGGCACUGAGGAAGCUUGGCCUGCUGAAGGAGUAGCGUUGGGCGAGAGCGAGGAGCACAGCCUGCAACCCUGCGUGGUUCUGCUGGAUGAGCACCUGCUGCUGGGACAGCUCGGGGGGCAAACGUGGGGCCUGCUGCUCGUGGAGCCGCUCAGGACAUCGUGCCUAAUAAAGUAGUGCCACUUGUAUAGGAUGUUUUGUACACGGCGAGAUAUGAGCUGUUUGAACAAGUCAGCAGCCAGUGUGUGGCUGGGGCAUGAUCUACAGAAUCAUUAAUGCAUUUAGGGGCUGUCAUGAAGGGGAAGCUGUGGGUUUGCUUUAAAAGGGGCUGCCUAUGGAUGAAGGCUCUCUGCAGAGAGAGACAAGGUUUUGGUCUCUGUGAUAUUUGUGAUGCUGGUGCUCGAUGGGGAUGGCAGGGUUCUGCUUACAGGAGG
Molecule: messenger RNA, 2638 nt
Organism: Meleagris gallopavo (turkey)
Lineage: Eukaryota; Metazoa; Chordata; Aves; Galliformes; Phasianidae
Gene: C28H1orf116
Product: chromosome 28 C1orf116 homolog
Cellular component (GO): cytoplasm
Source: RefSeq, a predicted model, not a curated record